GGCUAAAUGUAAAUAUGUAUAAACAAUCGCAUUCUUGCGACUGUCACGUGCGACUGUACGUUGCUUUGCGUUUUCUAAUUACUAAUCUAACCUAACUUAACCUCUCAUCUUCGCUGUGCUUCAUUGAUAAGAGACAAUAAUGUGUCUCGGUAAAUUAACACCCUGCAGGUGACACAAAUCGGAAGAGAAAAAAUGUGUUUCACUGUUUAAAUUGAAAAUGAAGUUGAUACAUAUAUUUGUUUACCAUGAAAAAUUUAAGAAGAAUGUGUGAAUAUAAAACCUGUAUCGCACGAAGAUCUAUGUUUGCUAUUACGUCAGCGGAUCGUUCGAUAUUUCGAUUUAAUCGCUAUCAUGCUCUCGCGUUUGUCACGCGUACUUUUUGAUUAAUAGCAUUUCGAUGAACGCAACGAAUCAAACUUUGUUUAUUUUAAUUUUAUGCAUCAAUUACAUAAUAUUGAUCUAAACUGACCUAACCUUGCUUUACGAACUUUCUUGGUAAAUUUAUGGAUAUUUAUAAAGAUUAAUUUUGAAUGAGAAAGUUGAAUCAUAAAUAAAACUUAGUAUAUUUAUUAAUCAAACUCAAUUAGCAUCGCAAUUAUCAUCAAACAACUUCUGUUUUAUUGAUUAUCCGUGUUUGCAUAUAUUGCACAUGUACGAAAUCUUAUUCGUUACGUAAGAAAUAUAAAAAGUGUUGUAAAACAAAAAAAUUGGAACAUGUGAUGUAUUUUAAUAGAUUUUGGUUUUUAUUAAUACGAUAACAAAUUAAAAGCGAUUUAUCUCAAAAUAUUCGUUCAGAUGAAUUUGUUUGACAAAAAUUCCUCAAUUUCACCAGUUGUUUUUAAAUCUUUCAAAUCUACAAGCAAUGAGGCAAACUACUUUUAGUUGUAAUUUACACAAAUAAAUAGAUAUGUAUAUACAGCAUUACAUAUAGUUGUGUGUCUUAUCAGUAUUUUUAUGGAUAGUCUAAUCUUUCGUAACUGUGAUUAUUAAUGAAAACAUGACACGUUCUAGAUGUAAUAAGAUUUUGUCGAUUGGAAAUUUGAUUAAUCAGCUGCAACAGAGCGCAAGAUGGAGUUCUUUUUUGAAAACUAAAGACAAGAAAUUGGAAUCGCAACGUUCCUUUAAGUUUGCAGACUUGUCUGUUCGUCUGGCUGGCCCGGAACAAUUGAAUCUCAAGCCUGACGUCGACAAGCUUAAAUUCGGCAAAUACUUUACCGAUCACAUGCUCAAAAUACAAUAUCACGAAAGCAUGAACGGAUGGCAGGCGCCGGAAAUUAUGCCUUUUGAAAGUAUAGUUCUUCAUCCUGCUGCAAAAGUACUUCAUUAUGCUGUAGAGUUGUUCGAAGGUUUCAAGGCUUACAGAGGAGUCGAUGACAAGAUAAGGCUGUUCAGGCCGGAGUCGAAUAUGGAGAGAAUGAACAAUUCGGCGAUACGAGCCGGUCUGCCGUCUUUCCGAGGAGAGGAACUGAUCAAGUGUAUUUGCAGACUGAUUAGCAUAGACCAGGAGUGGGUCCCACAUUCUCUCGCUUCUAGUCUUUACAUUCGUCCCACGCUCAUAGGCAUCGAUCCUACACUUGGAGUGGCGGCCUCAGACUCGGCUUUACUCUAUGUAAUCUUGUCUCCCGUCGGCAAUUACUUUAAACCUACAAACGAAGAAGUGAGUAUUUCCCUGCUUGCAAAUCCCAGAUACACAAGAGCGUGGCCCGGCGGUUACGGUGAUGCCAAAUUAGGCAGUAACUACGGACCUACGAUUCGAGUGCUACAGGAAGCCAUCGAGAAAGGCUUGCAACAAGUACUGUGGUUGUACGGGAAGGACAAUAAACUCACAGAAAUAGGCACUAUGAACGUCUUCGUAGUUUGUAAAACCGACGACGGAGAAAUAGAAUUGGUCACACCACCUCUGAACGGUUUAAUCUUACCCGGAGUGUUGAGGGACUCGAUUCUAACUAUGGCGAGACAGUGGAAUCGAUUCAGAAUUUCGGAGAGAGCCAUCACCAUGAAGGAGAUCAUACGACUACUGUCGGAGAACAGACUACUGGAGAUAUUCGGAACGGGUACGGCUGGCAUGAUCAGUCCUGUGUCAUACAUCGAUUUUGUGGACCAAGGACUGCACAUACCGACGAUGAAGCAACCCGAUCCGCUUUAUAAACAGUUCAAGAAACAUUUGAUGGACAUACAAUAUGGUUUGAUACCAGAGCACCCAUGGUGUUUGAUCAUCGACUGAGGAACAAUAUCGAUAGCUGAAGAUUGCACUUGGAAAUGCCAUCUGAUUCUUGCCGUGUUGUACAUUUAUAUAUAUUUAUACACACAUAAGACUUUCAAUGACUAUAGAACGCAGAUUAAUAUUUAUUUAUAUAGUUCUCUUUGUUUUUCUACGAGAGAAAAAGAUGGACUACUUUAUAGUCAUAGUAUCAUCACAUGAUGAUAUUUGAAAACUCUGAUCCCGCGUCAUGUAAAAUUCAUAUACGCACACAUGAUAUAUUUUUAUACAUUCUAUUAUGCUGUCAAAAGUACAGCUGUGUGUGUAUAUGUGAUGUUUAUAUGCUUAUGAUUUACGAUUGUAUAUAUCUUUAGUAUAAAUUUUUUUUCUCGCAUCACAAAGACACGUAAUUUAUACUUUUGUAUAAAGGUACGAUUAGUUUGAAUACCUGUAAAUUUUGUAAAAAAGCUGUUUUUAAUAAUAAAGGAUUGCGUAUAAAA
This is a messenger RNA of Pseudomyrmex gracilis, 2700 nucleotides long. RefSeq names its product branched-chain-amino-acid aminotransferase, cytosolic (gene Bcat). Bases 998 to 2224 code for a protein of 408 amino acids. Lineage: Eukaryota; Metazoa; Arthropoda; Insecta; Hymenoptera; Formicidae. Gene Ontology annotation, molecular function: branched-chain-amino-acid:2-oxoglutarate transaminase activity. The transcript has 7 exons. Gene Ontology annotation, biological process: L-valine biosynthetic process; L-leucine biosynthetic process. The record is from RefSeq and is a predicted model, not a curated record. Gene Ontology annotation, cellular component: mitochondrion.